This is a messenger RNA of Aspergillus fijiensis CBS 313.89, 786 nucleotides long. RefSeq lists its product as uncharacterized. The record is from RefSeq and is a predicted model, not a curated record. Lineage: Eukaryota; Fungi; Ascomycota; Eurotiomycetes; Eurotiales; Aspergillaceae. The transcript has 4 exons. Bases 1 to 786 code for a protein of 261 amino acids.
AUGGUUCGAUAUCUUCUAGGCGACCGGCCUACAUCACUUGAGCUUUCGGAUAUCACACAGAAGGAGUUGGACUUCAGCGAUGCCUCUUUCUUCACUGCAAACCCGGAAGGGCGCCUGCCUACAACAGCCGAGGUGAGAGCAUUGUCCAAGGACAUCGAUUUAGAUUCCAAGCCCGUCCCCAUAAAAUACGAGGACCUUGGCCUGAUUGUUAAACUUGGGCCCCAUACCACCUUCACUGAAGCACUGAAUCUUUGGAUGAUCAAAACCGUUUUCGGUGAUGAGAUACCGGUUCCUGAGGUCUUCGGCUGGCGAGUUGAUGACGAAGGGUAUGUUUUCAUUUACAUGGAGCUCAUCAAGGAGCCUACUCUGGGGGAACUACGCAACCUUGCUCAGGAUCCAUCGGACAGGUUCUUAGGAUCGAUCGACCGCGGACAUUUGUUAGACUAUGUCUGCAUUAGUCAACCACAAAGUGCCCCUUUCCCCAGCAUCAAAGCAUUCAAUGACUGGUUUGCUCUUCUACACCAAUUACCGUUUGAGCACAGAUACGACGACCCCAACCGACGUUUGCUGCCAGAUGACGGAGACAUCAAGUUCACACAUUGUGAUCUAAAUCGGGUCAACAUGAUCGUUGUAUCUCGUAGUCCUGCUCGGCUUGUGCUUGUGGACUGGGAACAGGCGGGUUGGUACCCAGAAUACUGGGAAUAUUGCAAGGCUCUUUACACCUGCAGGUUUGGAAAUGAGUGGCAUUUGUGGAAACUACUAGGUACUUGUCCCCGCACUGGUUGA